Molecule: messenger RNA, 840 nt
Organism: Colius striatus (speckled mousebird)
Lineage: Eukaryota; Metazoa; Chordata; Aves; Coliiformes; Coliidae
Gene: SEC11C
Product: SEC11 homolog C, signal peptidase complex subunit
Exons: 6
Coding region: 145-678 (177 amino acids)
Cellular component (GO): membrane; signal peptidase complex
Molecular function (GO): serine-type endopeptidase activity
Source: RefSeq, a predicted model, not a curated record
CCGCCGCGCCCCCGUUAACCGGCGCCGGCUGCGGGCGGGGGUUCGCGCUGGGCCCCGCGCUGCGCGUGUUCCGAGGAGCCGCUCGGGAGGCCGCGGGCAGCUUCCCGCCGCCGGUCGGGCGCGGCGCUGAGCGGCGGCCCCGCCAUGGAUCUCUUCGGGGACCUGCGGCGCAUGAACAAGCGGCAGCUGUAUUACCAAGUCUUAAAUUUUGCUAUGAUAGUGUCUUCCGCCCUGAUGAUCUGGAAGGGGCUGAUUGUGGUGACGGGGAGCGAGAGCCCGAUCGUUGUGGUGCUCAGUGGCAGCAUGGAACCGGCUUUUCACAGAGGAGACCUGUUGUUCUUAACCAAUUUCCACAAUGACCCAAUCAAAGCUGGUGAAAUAGUUGUUUUCAAAGUCGAAGGCAGAGACAUUCCAAUAGUUCACAGAGUAAUCAAAGUGCAUGCAAAAGAGACUGGGUACAUCAAAUUUCUGACUAAAGGUGAUAAUAAUGAAGUUGAUGAUAGAGGCUUGUACAAAGAAGGUCAGAACUGGUUAGAGAAGAAGGAUGUUGUUGGAAGAGCAAGAGGGUUUUUGCCUUAUGUUGGGAUGGUAACAAUAGUCAUGAACGACUAUCCGAAGUUUAAGUACGCUCUGCUGGCAGUGAUGGGGGCGUACGUGCUGCUCAAACGGGAAUCCUAAAGACAAACGGCACUGUUCCAAGAUCAAAGGACAGAGUUAAAUACAUGGGGGGGGGGGGAAACUAAUAUAUUUCAGACGUUUUCAUUAUGUAUGCGGUGACCAAACUGUGCAAGCUUCUGUCUUGUCUAAAUAAACUGCAACUAAAAUGAGUAAAGCUGCUGA